Molecule: messenger RNA, 2997 nt
Organism: Triticum aestivum (bread wheat)
Lineage: Eukaryota; Viridiplantae; Streptophyta; Magnoliopsida; Poales; Poaceae
Product: B3 domain-containing protein protein_Os12g40080
Exons: 11
Coding region: 674-2584 (636 amino acids)
Molecular function (GO): DNA binding
Source: RefSeq, a predicted model, not a curated record
UAUUCAUAGUAGUUUUCUUUAAAUACUUCAAUAAUUGCCUAACCGUGGCGCGGCCCGCCGGCGUUCACCGGCACCGCCGCGUCCGGGAACAGACCGACUGCCGCCUUCCACGUGCCCGCGGGUUCUCCCUCAUCGAGGCAACCCACAGCGGCGCUGCCGCACCGAAGCCGAAGGGGGCCCAUCACUCCAGCGCUGGGUUAUCCGAGGCCGUACCGGCGCUGGCAGGAGGCGGAGGGCGCGCCCUGAAGGAAUCUUCCUGAUUAGACAUGGCUUGCUCUGACCUGGCUCAGCUGCACUCUACAGCACCCUCUGGGUAUAGCUGUGCUCCCUUAUCUCCUUGGCAUUGCGAAAAGUAGGUUGAAGGUGUGAUGGCAGUACAAGACCCGCAAGCAUCAGCUUGUAUGGUCUGUCAUUCAUCUGCAUAUAUCUAUGUUCUUGCUCUGUGCUUGGGCAUCGUUGGCAACUUGGCAUUGUGGCUGGCUUGGCUACUUCUCUGCAGAAAUCAAGUAUUGGCUCUUGGCAAAGGCUGCUCUUUUGCUCUGGGCUUGGGGUUUCCGCAUCCUUGGCAUAUAGACUGCUUCUCUGCAUAAGUAUUGGCUUCUUCAAAGAGCUUCUUGGCAAAGGCUGCUGUAUCUUGCUGUCUUGAUUCCCCACCAUUUUGAUUACAUUUGUCAUGGCGCCGGAUCAAGAUUAUGAUCAAGAUAACAGUCAUGUGGAUGAUACGCAGAAGUAUUUUUUCAAGUGCAUGGUUGGUGAUUUCCCAGAAAAAAUGGCCAUACCACAGAAGUUUGUGGAGAAUUUCAAAGGUCAUAUCUCUGAAGUUAUCAAGCUAGAAGCUCCUGAUGGAAACAUAUACAAUAUUCAGGCUAUCAGGGAUCUGAACAAGAUAGUCCUCGGACCUGGAUGGGGGGUAUUUGUCAGCUUUUACAAACUAAAAGUGGGCUACUUCCUGGUGUUCAGGUACAUCGGGGAUUCUCACUUCAAAGUUCUGAUAUUUGAUUUUGGAACUUGCUGUGAGAAGGAAGUGUUCCACGUUCCCAUGAACUGCGACCCUAAUGCCCAAGAAAAAGAAAGCAACAGUGAGUCCCAUCGAAGGUGCGAGCUCUGUGAUGUGCAUUUCUAUUGGCAUCACCUGGAUGAUAGGCAGAAGCAUUUCCUGAGGCUCAUGGUUGGCGAUUUCCGUCGAGAAAUGAGCAUACCACAGAAAUUUGUGAACAAUUUCAGAGGUCGGAUCUCUGAAGUUAUGAAGCUAGAAGCUCCAGAUGGAAACAUAUACAACUUUAAGGUUACCAAGGAUCUGAACAAGAUAGUCCUUAGAUAUGGAUGGGCAGCAUUUGCCAGUGAUUAUGAACUAAAAGAGCAUGACUUGCUGGUGUUCAGAUACAUUGGGGACUCUCACUUUAAAGUCCUAAUAUUUGACCCAAGUGGUUGUGAGAAACAAUCAGUCCACAUUGUCUUGAACCAUGCUCCUAAUGUACCAAAAACAGGCAUAUCUCAUGAUCGGUCAUUCAUCAGGGAAACCAGGCGCCGAGACUGUGGAUCACACGAUAACAACAGCAGGAAAACUAAAAAGAUGACUCUGGUGGACUCUCCUUCACCGAGAUUUGAAGGUGUCACAUCUCCAGAAGUCACCAUGAAUUCAGGUGGCCUUCGGGAAAUCACCGAGCUUCACUAUGUCCUAGCAACGGGGUGCAAUCUGACUACAUCACAGAAGGCAGAAGUCGACGCGCUUGUGAAGAAAGUUAGGCCUGUAAUUCCAUUUUACAUCACAGCCAUGAACAAGACAAGCAUGUCCGGAUCUCUGGUCAUCUGCAAGGAUUACGCUGCCAAAUACCUUCCACAUGAAGACCAAUUCAUCACACUCUGCCAUCCUCAUAAGAGCAACAUAUGGGUAGAUAAUUUGAAGGUUAUCACUGAUGGUUCAUGCAUGCUUUCUGUUGGCUGGUCGUGCUUCGUUCUCCACAACGAGUUGCGGGAAAGUGACAUCUGCCUAUUUGAAGUAUCGAAAAACGACGGUGAAGUGACAAUGGUUGUUCAUUCUCUUGAAGGAGGUCAUCACCUACAAGGGAAAAAGCCCGAAUCUCAAAACAAGUGCAGUUAUCCAGUUAAGGUCGAGGUGACCGAGGAAGAGGAGAGUGACAACGAACUUGCUGAGUCCAACUACUACUACUCAAGGUAUGCCUAUGACCUGACCGGCAAGGAGCAAGAGGAGAUAUUCAGGUCAGCGUUGAUUCAACAGGGCAAUCCGGUAUAUGUCGCCGUUCUGCAGGAGAAUCAUGUUAGCAGCAGGAAUAACUUGCUGACCUUCCCCAGAGAGUUUGCGGCUAAGCAUCUUGCGGAGAGGUCGCAUGACAUCCUGCUCCUGAGACCUAACAGGAGAGAGAAGUGGUGCGUGAGGUACUACUACCAUUCUAUGAUGAGGAUACAGGGUUUCAGCUACAGUUCCUGGACCAAGUUUGUCUGUGACAACAGGCUGCAUGAGGGCCACGUCUGUGUCUUCGAGCUGAUGAAAAGCGCGUGCAAGGCGACGAUGAUGGUCCACGUUUUCAGGAAGUUCAAUGGCAGGUUUGUUCUGCUGGACUAACUAGCUACUUCUGCGUAGCUGCAUCCAUCUUAAUUUGUCGUUGAAUAACUGAAGCGGUUGCCACUGGGACCUGAAAUGAGAGUAGCUUGUGUACCAGCAGAAGUAGUUGCCUUUUUUUCUUUUGAGGGGAAGUAGAAGUAGUUGUAGAAACGUACCGUAUGAAUGUUCACUCCUGAUUCACCACUCAUGACUGUGAUUUCAGAACCAAGAGGAGUAUUUCAGUGCUUGUAGCCGUAGGUAAAAGGCAUGCCAAAGCAUCUAUGGCUCACUCCCCUGAAAUUUUAUUGAAUGUAAAUCGGUUGACUGAAAUUUUAUUAAAUCUAAGCCGAGUCCCAGCUAGUGGAUAGCUGUGUGCACAUGUUACUCGAGGACAACUACUCAGCUAAUCGGCGACGAAAAGUUUUAACUUGUAA